Messenger RNA from Ostrea edulis (European flat oyster), 1429 nucleotides. RefSeq names its product ribokinase-like. The coding region runs from base 71 to 1018 and encodes 315 amino acids. The record is from RefSeq and is a predicted model, not a curated record. NCBI's taxonomy places the organism in Eukaryota, Metazoa, Mollusca, Bivalvia, Ostreida, Ostreidae. The transcript has 7 exons. Gene Ontology annotation, molecular function: ribokinase activity. Gene Ontology annotation, biological process: D-ribose metabolic process.
UCUUAUCUGCAAGUCUAGAGAAGCUCCCUGAGAACUUGCUACUUUCACUUUCACACUGUAUAUAUACACGAUGGACGUGAUUGUAGUAGGCAGCUGUAAUGUGGACCUUGUAAGCUAUGUUCCACGACUGCCCACAGCGGGGGAGACGAUUAUUGGGACUAAAUUUUCUCAAGGCUUUGGUGGAAAAGGUGCAAACCCAGCUGUGAUGUCUGCUAGACUUGGUGCUAAAACAGCUCUCAUCAGUAUGGUUGGAGACGACACCUAUGGAAAAGAAUACAAAUUGAACCUCAUGAAGAAUGACAUUGACAUAAGUCACGUUGGUACCACAUCUAAGGCAGCCACUGGUGUAGCUCCCAUCUUUGUCAAUGAAAGUGGUGAAAAUUCCAUUGUUGUAGUUAAAGGAGCCAAUGAUUAUUUGACAGUGGGAAACUUAGAAGCUGCCAGAGAUUUAAUGCAGAACUCUAAAAUCCUUCUGUGUAAUCUGGAAAUUGAUCCCAAAGUGACAUUAGAAGCUCUAAAAAUGGCACACUCCUGUAACAUACGAAGCUUAUUUAACAUGGCACCAGCCAGGGCAGGUCUAGAUCAAUAUUUCCAGUAUUGUGAUAUUCUUGUUGUCAACGAGUCAGAGGCAGAGAUCAUCACAGGUAUCCAGGUAUCUAGAGUCCAGGAGGCAAAGGUCGCUGCCGAAUCCAUCUUAAAGAAAGGUUGCAAAGUUGUUGUUAUAACUCUGGGAGAAAAUGGUGCUGUUGUGCUGAGCCAAGAUGACAAAGAGGCUAUUCAUAUCCCCACCCCUAAAGUCCCAGCUGUGGAUACUACAGGUGCUGGAGAUGCUUUUUGUGGUUCCCUGGCAGUGUUUCUUUCAACCAAACCUGAGUUAGGACUGCAAGAGUCAGUGUACAGGGCAAACCGGAUAGCCGGAAUCACCGUUCAGUCCCCGGGGACACAGACCAGUUACCCCCACCGCAAGGACCUCUCUCCUGAGCUGUUCAGUGAGGAGAAGCUAUUGAAAGAUGUUUAAGAGGCAUUGAAAGAAGGACAUAUAAUGACACAAAUACUUGUAUAAUACUUCCGAUUAAAGUAUUGAUAUAAUUCUAUUAUAUAAACUGAUUGCAUGAAUGAGGUGGAAACAAAUUAACAUUAACAGAAAAGUUAACCAUUGAAUUAGAAAAGGUAAAGUGAUGAAGAAAAAUCAAGUCAAUCUGUGAUUAUUCACAAGCUGCACAGGAGACCCUGAAUUGUUUUGUCAGUGUAUUAAGAAUCUAUUAGAUUGACCUAGAUUGAUAUCAUGCUGCUGAAGGAACUUUAAUUCUUAACAAAUACGCAAGAUAAAUAUACACCAUACUUUUUACGGUUGUUUUUACAGGUUGUCAGUAAUUUUAAUGUAUAUGUUGUUUAAGAAAUAAAGUUAUACCAAUGGUUAAAAUGAAAA